Molecule: messenger RNA, 1449 nt
Organism: Papaver somniferum (opium poppy)
Lineage: Eukaryota; Viridiplantae; Streptophyta; Magnoliopsida; Ranunculales; Papaveraceae
Product: purine permease 3-like
Exons: 2
Coding region: 123-1343 (406 amino acids)
Cellular component (GO): membrane
Molecular function (GO): purine nucleoside transmembrane transporter activity
Source: RefSeq, a predicted model, not a curated record
AGUUAGCAUGGUAUGGUAAUUAUGCACUAUAAAUGAUUCCCAAAUCACAGACUUAUAAUUAAGCUAACACGCCAAAUUAAGAUCAAACUUUAGGAAAAGAUCGGGAGAAUAUAUCUUCUUCUAUGGAUAUAGAACUAGCCUCCACUAAUGCGGGAUCAGCAACAAAUUAUAACCACGGAGCAGGAAAUCAUCAUAGCAACCUAGUAGUACCAAAUGAUAGUACUGGUGAAGAUGAUCUUCAAAAAUCAAUCAACCCCAUUACUCAAAAAAUAGUGAGAAAUUGGAAACUCAUAUUAUUCUGUUUCUUUACUGCUUUUGGUUACAUAGGAGGACCCAUGUUACAAAGACUGUACUUCACUCAAGGCGGAGGCCGUAAAUGGCUGUCGAGUAUGUUACAAACCGUUGGGUUUCCGGUGUUAGUAGCUCCACUUUCUUAUAUUUAUAUGAAGAAAGUAAAUGGUCCAUCAUAUGAUUCUUCAUGGGUUUUCAUAAUGGAACCAAAACUAUUCAUGUAUAGUGCAAUACUUGGAGUUGCUCUAGGAUUGGAUAACUAUAUGUACUCAGCUGGUCUCUUUUAUCUUCCCGUCUCAACUUCAUCACUCUUGUUUUCUACCCAACUUGCUUUUACAGCUAUAUUUGCCUUCAUAAUUGUGAGGCAGAAAUUCACAUUUUGUUCAUUCAAUUCAGUAGUUCUCAUGACUCUUGGAGCUGUUGUUUUGGCAUUGAAUACUAGUAGUGAUACACCUCCUGGUACUACUCAACAACAAUAUUACCUUGGAUUCUUUUUAACUCUUGCAGGUGCUGCUUUAGCAGGACUCAUUAUGCCUUUGGUUGAACUUGCUUACGGGAAAAGUAGUAAGCCUAUCACUUAUUCUGUUGUCAUGCAGUUUCAGUUUGUUUUGAGCCUAUUUGCUACUCUUGUUAGCAUAAUUGGGAUGGCCAUCAACAAGGAUUUUCAGGUUAUUCAAAGAGAAGGAAGAAAUUUUGGUUUGGGCCAAGUGAAAUAUUAUUUGCUAUUAAUUGCAGUUGCAGUUGCUUGGCAAAUCGCCUCCGCAGGAUUUUUGGGAAUCAUCUACUGUACAUCAUCUCUCUUCUCUGGAAUUUUUACUACAUGUUUACUCCCAUUCACUCAGGUUGCUGCAUCGAUUGCUUUCCACGAGAAAUUUACGGGUCAAAAAGGAAUGUCACUUGCAUUAUGUUUGUGGGGUUUCGCUUCUUACUUCGUAGGGGAACACAAGAAAACCAAGAAGCCUCACCCCAUUGUUUAUGAUAAAGAGAAAUCAGAACUUACAGAUAAUAAUGAUACUAAGGAAGGAGGAAAGCAAUAUAACGUAACACAAUAAGUAGUUUAAUUUAUAUGUGGUGAAUAUAAAUAAGAGUACACUAUACUACACUCUCCUUUUCAUUUGCUAUAUGUAACAAUUCGUAGUAAUAAUACCUAUGAUCUAA